Hypanus sabinus (Atlantic stingray) is the source of this 3820-nucleotide messenger RNA. RefSeq names its product sine oculis binding protein homolog (Drosophila) a (gene sobpa). The transcript has 9 exons. Bases 882 to 3680 code for a protein of 932 amino acids. The record is from RefSeq and is a predicted model, not a curated record. Gene Ontology annotation, cellular component: nucleus. Gene Ontology annotation, biological process: animal organ development. NCBI's taxonomy places the organism in Eukaryota, Metazoa, Chordata, Chondrichthyes, Myliobatiformes, Dasyatidae.
GCAGAGGGAGAGGAUGUAAAUGAGGGGAGAUACAGAGGGAGAGGAUAUAGAUGUGGGGAGAUGUUGAAAGGGGAGCAGAGAGAGGAAGAUGAUGUAAAUGAGGGGAUAAGUGAAAGGGGAGCAGAGGGAGAGAUGUCGAUGAGGGGAGAAAUGGAAAGGGGCAGUAAUGAGGUUGGGGGCAAUCUAGGAGAGGUGCGGGAGCGGGGCGGUAGGAGUGAAAAGCAGUGGGACGGUGCAGGGGACGCGGAGGAAUAGACGAGCAGCGAGAAAGGGAUGGAAAAUGGGAUAUCAGGAGUCGGUUUGGAGGGGGAGCGAGAGGGUGGGGCCGGGAGACAAGGCUGUCGUGGCCGCUGGGGCUGGGGACGGCUGCAAGCUGAAGCCCCUCCCCGCCGCUGCUGUCUCCGCCCCGGGCAGACUGUGUGUUUGUGUUGGGAAGGGGGAGGGUGGCAGCUCCUGGAAUAAGUGGGCUGUCGGUAGAGCCCGUAACUCGCAGACAGACAGACAGAAGGAAGGAGAGGGAAGGGAAGGGGUAGUCUCUCGCUCUCCUCUCACACACAUAGACAGGAGGAAGAUGGCCGGCCAGCUGCAAUCUUCACUGCUGACACCAGCCACAUCUCCUCAGCCUCCCUCCUCAUCUCUCCAAUGACAGCCGACAUUUGUCUCUCCUAGAGGCGGGGAAGAAGGGGGAGGGGGACAACAAAAAAAAAGGGACGAGAGGAAAAAAGAGAAAGAGGCUGUGGUAGAAACAACAUCAACAACAACAAAAAAAUCCAGACGGGCAGAAACCGGCGCCGUCACAUUCCGGUUGGAGGAGGUGGAGGAGGAGGAGGAAGAAGAGGAGGAGGGAGGAGGCGAGCGGCUCCCUCCCUCCCUCACUCACCAUGGCAGAGAUGGAGAAGGAGGGAAGACCGCCUGAAAAUAAGAGGAGCAGGAAACCGGCUCACCCCGUCAAGAGGGAAAUAAACGAAGAGAUGAAGAAUUUUGCAGAAAACACCAUGAAUGAACUCCUUGGCUGGUAUGGCUAUGAUAAAGUGGAAUUAAAAGAAGGGGAAGACAUUGAGAUUAAGAACUACCCUGUGGAUGUUGAGGGCCGUCAACAUGUUUCUGUACUGAAAGAAAAUUCCUUGCCAAAACUGAAACUCUCUGAAGAUACUGUUAUUACGUCGCCAUCGAACUCCAAUUCAAGUUUUCCGGCCAUGACUGCUGGAAACGGGUUGGCAGAUAUGCCGGCUGGUUCUAAGGACCAUGGGGGUACUCCCAUCAUCGUCCCAUUGAUCCCACCACCGAUACUCAAGCCGCCAACAGAUGACGAAAUGAUAAACGUGCAGAUAGUCUGUGCCUGGUGCCAGAAGCUGGGAAUUAAGCGUUAUUCCCUGAGCAUGGGGAGUGAGGUUAAAAGUUUCUGCAGUGAGAAGUGCUUUGCAGCUUGCAGGCGGGCUUAUUUCAAACGCAAUAAGAGUAUGCCAUUUACUGCGGAAGGUUGUGCGUUUGAGAGUAGUCCUGGGUUCCAUCAUUUUCAACAGGAUAGAAUAAAAGACACAACAGAUAGGACCUCCAAGACGUUGACAGCCAAGAACUUGAAACUGCUUACCCUUUCCACUGGUGACCCUUCAAUGAGGACUCGUGUUAGUUUACCUGAUUUCGCCUUCCUAAACUUCCUUGGUUUUGCUGCUCUUGAGCACAAGGUAUGUGACUGGUGCAAGCACAUCCGACAUACAAAAGAAUACCUAGACUUUGGAGAUGGAGAGAGACGGCUACAAUUCUGCAGUGCAAAAUGCCUCAAUCAGUACAAAAUGGACAUUUUUUAUAAAGAAACACAGGCCAAUCUUCCUGCUGGCUUGUGCAAUACCAUGCACCCUCCAGUGGAAAAAAAGUCUGAUAACACAGGCGUGCAACUACUAACUCCAGAGUCUUGGAACAUGCCACUGACUGAUACCCGGAGGAAGCCUCCAUCUCCUGUGGCACCUUCCUCACAAGCUCAAGUCCCUAUUGUUUCUACUGCCCUCUCCCCGUCUGAUACUGCCAGUAGCUCUGCUGCCAAAAUCCAAACUCCAGUCUCUAAGCCAAUAGCUGCAAAUGAAAACCCAAACGUUCCUCCAAUCCAGCUUCAGCAGCCAGCUGGCAUUGUGCCUCCAGUGGGUGGCCCCCAGGGCAAUCCCUCUGUGGUAAUGACCAAUCGAGGACCCGUCCCUUUGCCAGUAUUAAUGGAGCAGCAGAUGAUGCAUCAGAUUUGUCCACCAUUUAUCCGAGGACCGCAUGCUCCAAGCCCUAACAGUCCCCUGUCAAACCACAUGAUAUCAGGACAUGGCCCAUCAACAGGUGGCUCCAGGACCAUGGGUCCUAAUUCAAGCCCCAUGCACAGGCCAAUGCUCUCGCCACAUCUCCAUCACCCGUCAGCACCGUCUGUGCCAGGAAAUCAUCAAGGGUUACUUCCCCCAGCAGCACCCCUACCUAAUGUUUCGUUCCCACAUGUUAAUCUGAUGCCAAAUGGCCACAUGCAUGUCCCACACCUUUUAAACUUUGGAGUGCCAUCACUUGCUCCCUUAGUUCCUCCUCCGACACUCUUGGUGCCCUAUCCUGUUAUUGUUCCACUGCCUGUGCCCAUUCCAAUUCCCAUUCCAAUCCCUCACAUGUUUGACUCCAAGAAUACCAAUGGUGUUUCCAGUAGUGCUGAGAGUUCAAUUCCAAGUACAACUAGCAAUGAAGAUGACACUAAAGAUCCAAGUAGUUCUUUGGCAUCGAAUAAUGGGCAGCAGGGAGCUUCAAAGCAUAUUAAAGCCUCAACUAACUGCUUGAGCCAUUCUUUGAACCAGUCAGCCAUGCUUCUUGACACCAGCAGGAGUGAGAUUGUCGAUCUAACUGUCAAGCCUAACGGUCCAAUUAAAAGCGAUUUCUCUUUCUCUGACGCAGUGGACUUUCCACACGAUGAGGUUAUAGACUUGACCAUGAGCCAUAGAAGCAGACUUAAUCACAUUGGUCACAGACCUCUGCAUGCUUCUGUGAAAGUUGAAAAUGAAGGCAGAAGUGUUGUAGACUUAACUCUUUCCAGUCCGGAUAAAAGGAACUGUAUCGACUGUAGGGAUUUUCCUCAUUUGAACCCUAUUGAAACGAAGGUGUUAACUUGUAGCGGUCCUUCGCACUGCAGCACAAUCCAGCUAAAUUCAGGAAGCUCGGGAGGUGACUCAGAUCUAGCACCUUGCAAUCUGGUUAUGAACGGCACAAAGAACGUGGAUGGUUCCCACUUCUCAGAAAAUCCUUCAGAUAAGCAGCCACCACAGCAACAACAACAGUCACAACCACCACAGCAGCAGCAGCAGCAGCCACCACAGCAGCAGCAGCUGGAGGAGAUCGCUGUCAACGAGCUGGAGUCUGUCAAAGAAAACAACUGCACAUCAAACUGUCAGCUGGAGUUAGAGGCAGGUAAGAAGGCCUCAAUUGAGUCACCCCUGGGUGGGGUGGACAGGCAGGAUGUAAAUCAUAACCCUGCAGAUGAGGACCAUGCAUAUGCCUUGAGAGUAGUACCCAAGACGGGCUGCUUGAUUCAGCCUGUGCCAAAAGCGACUGAAAAGACUGCCAUAGCACCCUGCAUAACCUCAACGCCAAUACUCAACACAGGGCCCGAGGACAGUGAGCCGCCACUGAAACGCAGAUGUCUCCGGAUUCGAAACCAGAACAAGUAAAGGGAUCUCGGUUGACAGUCCGCUGAGCAGCCUGGAGCGAUGGAGCAGCACGACCAACUUCCCCGCCGCCAAGACGCCGGCCACCGGCACCUCUCCCGACCGGCAGGCUUCCAACCAGAUGAUAUCCCACCGGAAGCGGC